AUGACUGUGACGUCUGGGACCUCCAGGUCGAUGGCCAGCGUGAGACCGCUUGUUGGCAGACGGCCCUCGAGAGAGUCUUCCUCCCUGAGUGCCGUGGCGGAGCGCAGAGUGACGCCGAAUGUUAGGAAGGAGCGCCGCACCACAUCCAAGGUGGCUGCAGCCACCCUGCCGCGAACGAUAGCGUGGGCAGCGGGGUCACUUGUGUUCGCGAGGUACUGCGCAAGCACGAAUAUCUGCUGCUCCGUCGUCGGCGAGAGCAGAAUGACAUUCCGUCUGAAUGAAUUCAGUUGGGAGGUUGCAAAAAUCGGGUCCCAAAACAACACAUUCGGGAUGCUGAGCAUUGCAUCAAAGACAACACCCAAAACGACGUCUGUGGAGAAUGACUCCUCCUCGUUUCUCAGUGCAUCGGAUGCCUCGGCAUUCGUCGUCGCCACAACUUUCAGCGUGUAG
Molecule: messenger RNA, 450 nt
Organism: Trypanosoma grayi
Lineage: Eukaryota; Euglenozoa; Kinetoplastea; Trypanosomatida; Trypanosomatidae
Exons: 1
Coding region: 1-450 (149 amino acids)
Source: RefSeq, a predicted model, not a curated record